AUGCCUUGGACACCGCCACCGCGCCCAGACCCAGAAUCACUCAAGAACCCGCCCCCAUUCGAACCUGUUCCUAUCAUCCACCUCCGCACCGGGAAAAUCCGCGCAGUCUUCAACAAAGCCGGCAUGACUUCUGCCAUCCACAAGACUCCGCUUGCCUUCCCAGUUACCAUUGCCGUAUCAGGCAUCGUCGGCGAUGAACACGCUUACCUCCCCCACCGCUCCCCAGAUAAAGCCAUCCACCACUACUCCUCCGCGCACUACCCUCAAUGGGCCGCCGAGAUCCCUGAGAGUGCGCAUAUCUUCAAGCCAGGAGCUUUUGGCGAAAAUUUGUUCAGCGAUGAGUUAGACGAGACGAAGUUGUGUAUCGGAGAUAAGAUUCGGAUAGGCGGCGUGCUGUUGGAGGUCAGCGAGCCGAGAGCGCCGUGCUAUAAACUCAAUCAUCGCUUUCAGGUCAAGAACAUGGCGAAUCGGGUGCAGAGUUUGCUGCGGACUGGCUGGUUGUAUCGCGUGCUUGAGCCGGGAGUUGUGGAAGAGGGUGCGAUGAUAGAGCUUGUGGAGAGGGUGCAUCCGGAGUGGAGUGUUGCGCGCGUGGCGUAUUACUUGUUUCUUGAGAGGGAUAACGUGGAGAUGAAUAAGGAGAUUGCGGAGCUGGCUGAACUUGGCGAGGAUAUCAAGGGGCGCUUUGAGAUGAGGUUGCAGAAGGGGAAGCUGGAGGACGAAGCGGGGAGGUUGUUCGGCGGUGAUGAGGAGAAGAUGGACACGUGGAACGAGUAUCGAUUGGUCGAAAAGAGGAGGGAGACGAGCGCCGUUACCGCGUUCGUCUUUGAAGCUGUGGAGUAUAUGGCCGAGGAGGACGUCAAGACCGUUGAGCCAGGGAGCCACGUUCGCGUCAAAUUAGGAGGGAAGUUAGUCAGGGCGUACUCUGUCGUGGGCGGAACGACAAAGCUCUUUGCCCUUGGCAUUGCGCUCGAUCCUGAGAGUCGAGGAGGCUCCAAGUAUCUACACCACGAGACGAAUGUCGGCGACAAACUCACCUUUAGCCGUAUCACAGCAUCAUUCCCUCUCGCUCAAGAUGCGGACAAGCACAUCAUCAUCGCUGGUGGCAUUGGUAUUACUGCUUUCCUCGCUGCAGCCGAGUAUCUCCGUACUUCGAAACAAAACUACGAGCUGCAUUUUGCAGUCUCUUCCGGGGUCCCUUUCGCUGCACAAAUCGAAGCGCUUGGCUCGAAUGCGAAAGUAUACAACAAAGCUCUUGGUCAGCGCCUCGAUCUGAAGAACAUCAUCGCCGGUGCUGACCCCACUUCGCACGUCUACACUUGUGGUCCACAGCGACUCAUGGAUGCUGUUGCCUCCGUUGCGAAGGAAUACGGAUUGGCCGAUGCCUCUGUUCACUUCGAGCAAUUCGUGGUGGCAGCAUCAGGCGAUCCGUUCACAGCGGAGCUAAAGCAAAGUGGAAAGACGCUGGAAGUUGGGCCCACUCAGUCUCUUCUGGACGUGCUACGGGCCGUCGGAAUGGACAUCGACUCUUCUUGCGAAGUGGGGAACUGCGGUACUUGCAGGGUGGACGUGUGUUCUGGCCGCGUGGAACACCGAGGAACCGGGUUAGGAGAUGACGAGAAAAAAGACAGCAUGCUGAGUUGUGUCAGUAGGGGUGUAGGACGGAUCAUCUUGGAUCUCUGA
This is a messenger RNA of Didymosphaeria variabile, 1680 nucleotides long. RefSeq lists its product as uncharacterized. Lineage: Eukaryota; Fungi; Ascomycota; Dothideomycetes; Pleosporales; Didymosphaeriaceae. The transcript has a single exon. Gene Ontology annotation, molecular function: pyridoxal phosphate binding; molybdenum ion binding; oxidoreductase activity. Bases 1 to 1680 code for a protein of 559 amino acids. The record is from RefSeq and is a predicted model, not a curated record.